ACCACCGCGGUCGUCGUCGUGUUGACAGCUGGCGAGGACAGAGCAGUAUUUUUUGCUGUUGUUCGCUCUCGUUUUCACUUUUCUCGGUGUGCAAAAUUUUUUCGGGGAAAAUUCCUUCGCGUUUUAUCAUUUUUCCGGGUUUUUGGCUCGUCCAGCAACGCUAAAUUUUGGUUCCCGUGUCGUGUCAGCGACUGGCCGGACGGUCCGUAUUCGGUAGCGUGGAUUGUGUGUGCGCGUGUGGAAAGGAUCCGUGCGGAGGGAAAAUAUGUCUGACAGCAAAGGGCAACAGCAGCAGCAGCAAGAUCUCGUUGACGACAGCUGGGAAGAAAUCGACGAGGAUCGGUUGGCUGCUCGUCUGAGUCUGAGCAAGUUGUCGAACGACGAUGGAACCACUCUGCCGACUGGUGGCGGCGGCGGCGAAAGUAGCGAAGGAGGCAGUAGUCGUUCCGGUGGCAGCCGAGGACUACUCCCGGUCAGCACCAGUUUGUCCGCAACGCUGGAAGAGGAACUUCGCCCGCGGAUGAUACUGCAGCGGCCCCAGCAGAUGCAGAUUCUCCGGAGGCCCCAGUCUCUGCAGGCUCAGCAGGAUGGCUCGGAGAAGGCCGCGGCCGAGAGCAAACCGAAAGCCCAGAUCAAAUCGCUGGAUCAGCGGAAACAGGCAUAUGCGGAGGCCCGCCUGAGAAUACUGGGAUCGGCGCACGACGAGGAGGAACAACAGCAAACGAAGCAGAUCGAACAAGCACCGAAAAAAGGCAGUCCCAAUACCAACGGUUAUCGGAUAAACAGCAACAACAGCAACAUCAUCAGCAGCAGUACCAGCAGUAGCAGCAACAGUACCAACAAUAACGGGGGCAACGUUCGUCUGGACAGGCCGCAUAUGUCUUUCCGACCUUCACCCUUGAGCUACCACCAUAUGCCACAGCUGCCUCCCGGUCAUUCAUUCUAUGGUCCCGUUUCUUCAUCCGGGCGGAUUCCUCCGGAACCCAGCAAUCAUCACUUCUAUCCCGGACAGCAGCAGCAGCAGCAGCAACAGCAACAACAGCAAGUGGUUGGUCCCCACGUUCCCGGUGGGUAUCACUUCCAGCAUCACCAGCAGCCGCUGCACCAUCUGCAUCAGAAGCCUAUGCCGGGACCCCCGUACGGAAUGCCGCUGGCCCAAUCAUCAUCCACCGGCUUUCACCACCACCACGGGAUGGGACCAAUUUCGGCGUACGGUGGCGGUGGCGGCGGUAACGGUGGCAUCGGAGCCUUCGGUCACCACCACAAUAGUAAUAACAACGUUUUGAGGACGCCUGCCGGGCCGGACGGGUCGCAUGGGUUCGCCAUGCGUCGGUAGCUAGUUUAGGUACCUACUAAAUUGAAAUGCGCUGGAGACGUAACAAGGAAUUAGGAUUGUAUGAUUUCGCCGGAAAAUUGUCUUUAAUCUGUUUUAUAUUUUUUCUGCUUAUACCUACGACUGUGCUUGGCCACGCAAAAAAAAAAAUACUCCCUGAAAGUUGUUGCGGUAAGACUCGGUGGAGUCGAUGUAUUUGUAUUCGGUGUCGACUUUUGGAAGUUUGAUAUCCAUUUUAAGAUUUAUGAAAGAAAAAGUGAAAUUCUGACCUACGCUACUUGAAACAGCAUAGCCGAAGAUUCUCGCUAAAACCCCAGAGGGCGAAUGAAGUAGUUAAGUUUGACUAGAGAAUUACAUACGAACAUUGCAAAACAUUCAGUUGACUCACGCAGUUGACUAGCGACAUAAUUAGACGCCUUUUUGUAAGUGGUGACCUGGUAUUAGCGAGAAUUUGAAGGACUUUCAAUGAAGAUCCCCAAUAGGACAGAUCGGUGAAGUACUAGAUUUGUAGUAAUGAGCUGAAUUUUAGUAUGGUGAGAAGGUCAAUUCUCCGUUUCUGCAAUGAAAUGGUGCAAAAAGCGUGGGUAUUAUGAUUCCUUGCCUAAUUUGAUCCUGUUUGAGCAACACUUUGGGCAACAGUGUUGUUGUUUUCUCCAUUUCUUGCAACAUAAACAACAUAGUUAUCCAAAGUUUUGCUCAAACAGCAUCAAAUUAGGCAAGGAAUCAUAAUACCCACGCUUUUUGCACCAUUUCAUUGCAGAAACGGAGAAUUGACCUUCUCACCAUACUAAAAUUCAGCUCAUUACUACAAAUCUAGUACUACACCGAAAGUGCCCCAUAGGAGGCAAUCAGCGAAGUACUAGAUUGAAAGUAGUGAGCUGGAUUUUUGUAUGGUGAGAUGAUCAAUUCUCCAUUUCUGCAAUGAAAUGGUGCAAACAGCGUGGGAUUUAUUGACUAAUUUGAUGCUAUUUGAGCAAAAGUUUGAAUAACUGUGUUGUUGUAUUAUUUUUUCCUGCAACUACAACAACACAGUUAUCCAAACUUUUGCUCAAACAGCAUCAAAUUAGUCAAUAAAUCAUAUAACGCACGCUGUUUGCACCAUUUCAUUGCAGAAAUGGAGAAUUGAUCAUCUCGCCAUACAAAAAUCCAGCUCACUACUUUCAAUCUAGUACUUCACUGAUUGCCUCCUAUUGUUUCGUUUCUAUCUAGAGUAAACAUAGGUGUUAUCGGCAGGUUUGUUCUCUUCGCCAUGGAGGGUUUUAUCGACCAAAUUACCUGAAGCUUGGUUGGAUAAGUCAGCUUGAUUGGGAAAUAUUUGAGACCAAUUUUGAGUUUAACAGGUUUUUAAAAACCCUCAUGACGAAAAGAACAAAACUUUCGAAAAUAUAUAAGUUUCCCUAUCUGCUAUUGGUGGUCCAAAACAGCCUGUGGCCAAGCACAGUGGAGAGGCCACUUGUUGGAACAACAAUACAAAAGAUUUUUUUUGCAAAGUAACAUACCCAACAACCAUGUCAAAGUGCGUACAAUAUUGCUUUCAGUUCAUUUUAUUACAUACACAACCCCCUCCCCCUCCCUUAUCCCUUAUUUCAGACUUUAUUAUCUUAGAGGAAAAAAGAAGAAUAUUUUAAUUAUAUUGUGUAAGAACGGUGCAAACAAAUAAAAUUUAGAGAACGUUGCUAUACACAGCAAGUAUCGACA
This is a messenger RNA of Aedes albopictus (Asian tiger mosquito), 3031 nucleotides long. RefSeq names its product GATA zinc finger domain-containing protein 10. The transcript is spliced from 3 exons. Bases 266 to 1336 code for a protein of 356 amino acids. The record is from RefSeq and is a predicted model, not a curated record. NCBI's taxonomy places the organism in Eukaryota, Metazoa, Arthropoda, Insecta, Diptera, Culicidae.